This is a messenger RNA of Perognathus longimembris pacificus (Pacific pocket mouse), 1058 nucleotides long. RefSeq names its product ficolin 3 (gene Fcn3). The record is from RefSeq and is a predicted model, not a curated record. The transcript is spliced from 8 exons. Lineage: Eukaryota; Metazoa; Chordata; Mammalia; Rodentia; Heteromyidae. Bases 38 to 937 code for a protein of 299 amino acids.
AUAAGCUGCCACACCCCCCUCUGGUGGGCUCAGCAGGAUGGACUUACAGUGGAUAACAUUCUGCUUGUUGCUCCUCUUCUGUGGGGAGCCUGCCUAUCUGAAGACUCAGGACCAUCUCAGCUGUCCAGAACCCAAGGAGCUGGAAGCCAGCAAAGUUGUCAUCCUGCCCAGCUGUCCAGGCUCCCCAGGAAGUCCUGGGGAGAAGGGAACUCCAGGUCCUCACGGGCCACCUGGACCACCAGGCAAAAUGGGGCCCAAGGGUGAGCCCGGAGAGCCAGUGAGCCUGCUCCGGUGUCAAGAAGGCCCUAGAAGCUGUCAGGAGCUGCUGAGCCAGGGCGCCACCCUGAGCGGCUGGUACCACGUGUGCCUACCUGAGGGCAGGGCCCUCCCAGUCUAUUGCGACAUGGACACCUUGGGAGGUGGCUGGUUGGUGUUCCAGAGACGGCAGGAUGGGUCUGUGGAUUUCUUCCGCUCUUGGGCCUCCUACAAAGCAGGUUUUGGGAACCAGGCAUCUGAGUUCUGGCUGGGGAAUGAGAAUUUGUAUCAACUCACCCAGCAGGGUUCCUGGCAGCUUCGGGUGGAGCUGGAAGACUUCAGUGGCAACCACACCUUUGCCCACUAUGCCACCUUCCGCCUCCUCGGGGAGGCCGACCACUACCAGCUAGUGCUAGGCACAUUCUCAGAGGGCACCGCAGGGGACUCUCUGAGCUCCCAUAGUGGGAAGCCCUUUUCCACCUAUGAUGCUGACCAUGAUGGAAGUAAGGGCAACUGCCCAGUGAUUGUCCACGGCGCCUGGUGGUACCAUGCCUGCUACCGAUCCAACCUCAAUGGGCGCUACGCCAUGUCUGAAGCCACUGCCCACAGGUAUGGCAUCGACUGGUCCACGGGCCUAGGUGUGGGCCACCCUUACCGUAGGGUUCAGAUGAUGCUUCGCUAAGGCAACCUAGAAAACAGUACCCUUCUCUUCAUCGUAGAGCUUCUGGAACCUCAACCACUUCCCCAUUGCCACCCACAUCUGCUUUCCUGUCCACAUUUUAAAAUAAAGACUGUUAACCCUU